This is a messenger RNA of Anguilla anguilla (European eel), 2675 nucleotides long. RefSeq names its product olfactory receptor 49-like. Gene Ontology annotation, molecular function: G protein-coupled receptor activity; olfactory receptor activity. The transcript has 2 exons. Gene Ontology annotation, cellular component: membrane. The record is from RefSeq and is a predicted model, not a curated record. Bases 170 to 1114 code for a protein of 314 amino acids. NCBI's taxonomy places the organism in Eukaryota, Metazoa, Chordata, Actinopteri, Anguilliformes, Anguillidae. Gene Ontology annotation, biological process: G protein-coupled receptor signaling pathway.
GCCAAUUAAUUUCUUACACUAUGAGCGUUACAUUUUCUUGUCUGUUAAUUCUGAAGUCUUAACGUCAUUUCUCAUUGACUGCUGUGCUGUUAUGUCCUGUCACCAAUUUUUUUUAGAGGAAGCCGACGAUAAAUGAAAUAUCUGCUGGGAUUUAUUGUACAACAACACAAUGGAGAAUGGAUCAGUGGUGACGUCAUUCAUAUUGAGGGCAUACACUGAACUGGAGAACCAUAGAUAUCUAUACUUCACAAGCUUCCUGUUAUUGUUCUUCCUUAUGAUAUUAACAAAUAUACUUCUUAUUAUAGUAAUUUACAUUGAGAGAAGUCUCCAUGAACCCAUGUACUUUUUUGUGUGUAAUUUAGCAGUUAAUGGACUUUAUGGCAGCUUAUCUGUAUUACCGUCAGUCCUUGUUAAUUUAAUGUCUCAUACUUAUGAAAUAUCUCUGACCAGUUGUCUUUUACAGAUAUUUUGUAUACACACAUAUGGUGUAGGUGAAUUUACUAUCUUAGGCAUUAUGGGCUAUGACCGUUAUGUCGCCAUUUGUCAUCCUUUACACUAUCACCAAUUAAUGUCUCUUAGAAAAGUGUGCAUCCUUAUUGCAUUGUCCUGGAUUUAUCCAUAUGUUCUUUUUGGACUUUUUUUCAAAUUAACUGUAGAGCGUACAUUUUGUGACGGGAUCAUGGAAAAGAUGUAUUGUAUCAAUUUUGAAUUAGUCAAACGUUCUUGUUCUGAAACCUCUUAUCAGAACAAAAUUGGGUUUGUUAUAACUCUUUUUGGAAUGGUUCCGCAGCUGCUCAUGAUACUAUUUUCAUAUGCCCAAAUACUCAGAAUCUGCCUGUCUGCUUCUAAGGAAUCUCAGGCCAAAGCUGUUCAGACAUGCACCCCACACAUACUGGCUGUGAUUAACAAUGCAGUGGGAUGGCUUUUUGAAUUUAUUUCAAGCCGUUUCAACAUGAGUCAUGUACCGUAUAAUGCUCGCAUAUUCCUAUCCCUUUACCUUCUGAUAUUUCCCCCAUUGUGUAAUCCUGUCAUUUAUGGAAUUAGCAUUCAAACCAUCCGGGUUCUUAUUUUCAAACAAUUCAUUACGUGUAAAAAUAAGUUAACCCCACUGUAGGUGAUGAUGAAAUAGGCUCAUGCCUGUGUAAUUCUUUUAACACAUUGUUUAAGCAUUGUUUUCACCUAAAUGAGCUCAAAUGGAAUUCCACGGGUUGAUAGGAUCAAUAAAAAGUCUGGACACUGGCUCUUUUGCAACAGUACAAGAAAACUGUUUUUAUUUCUGCCUGUAGAAUUCAAUCUCAUUUACCAUUUACAUGUUCGUAUUUUACAGAAACUCAAAUUCACUCUCAUACGCCAGUCACUUAUACAUAAAAUCAGUUUAUACAGCUGGAUAAUGACUGAAACAAAUCAGAUCAGUUCAGUUCCCUUGCUCAAGGUUAUGAUGACAGUGACCCAUCUGGUGAUCAACUUUUGUCCGAUGGAUGGACAAUCAAAUUUGUCUCAACCGUGCCUACCGGGGAGAGAGUACGUGCACCUGGGUGUGUUAACUAAUCAGCCCAGGUGCUUAAAGGUGUGCUGCUCUCAACAUUAUGGGGCUGAGACUGUGGUGAAUUUGGUCAGUCAGUGAACAGACGACACAUCCAAACUAGUACUGCUGAAAAUCUGAUGGGCUAGUCAGCUGAAAAGUGGAAAGCUGAAAAGCUUCUGCUGUGUUUUGUAUGGUUUGUCUUUGUUUUAGUUUGUUGUUCAUUUGGUUGCUUCAGAAACCCACUGCCUGUUCUCCUGCAUACUUAUUUUCUGCCUAAAUUUCUGAAUGCUGCUGUAGUUAGACAAUUCCAUACCAACUUCAUAAUAUUCCGCUUGAUUCAGAGCGAUGUGCUUGUUUGAAUCUUUUUGAAAUUACAAAUAGUUUCCCAAAUAUUUAAACGUUUUUUGGGGAGACAAAUUCCCUUAGAGAAUGAAUGGAGAAUGAAAAGUAAAUUUCAGCAAUGGCAAAUGCUGAUCAAUGUAAUGCUAUUUCAGCCAAUAGGAUACGUAAAAAUAGUAUGUGUGAUGCUAUUUCAGCCAAUAGGAUACAGAAAAUUGAAAAGAAGCCAUUUUGUGCCAGCGAAGCAAGCCACCAAGUGUAUUCAUAACAACCAAAUACCUAUAAUAUUGGCAGUGUUACAGUAAUAUCAUGACAGACAGGCAUCAAACAUUUAUAAAACAGGAUUUCCAAUUGUGAAUUGUCAUGCCAUUGCAUGAAAACUGCAUUUAGCAACUGGUAUUGUGAAGCUAGUUGGCUGUGUUAUUGUAACCUAGUCUAUGUAAAUACAGUGCAUUAAUAUUUUCAAACUUCACAAAUACCGCACCCCUAACCACAAAAAUGCGUAGCUAUAUGUGGAGUGAGAGCACCUAUUAUCAGCUGGGGUUGCGUGAUAGACAGUAAAGCGUAAAAAUAUUUGCAAAUGUAUAAAAUAGGCGAAAUAUUGGUAACAACCUGUACCCGGUAAUGUAGAAAAAAUGUUAUCCUCCGGAGGUUUUUUUUCAGUACUUUCACUAUUUAAAAAAAAAAAAAGAAGAUUCUGUGCAAAUAUGUCAGAAGUCGCCCAGUACUAGAAUUAGCUGCUAAGGGGACAUGUAUCAAACUCCCAUAGAGAUUAAUGGAACUUGGCUUUACUUGGUGCCCCUUGUCUUAA